Chaetomium strumarium is the source of this 1092-nucleotide messenger RNA. RefSeq lists its product as uncharacterized. The record is from RefSeq and is a predicted model, not a curated record. The transcript has 3 exons. Bases 297 to 959 code for a protein of 220 amino acids. Lineage: Eukaryota; Fungi; Ascomycota; Sordariomycetes; Sordariales; Chaetomiaceae.
CGUCGCCUCUCAAACUCCUCGGAUGGCAUCUCCGUGUCGUCUCCGUAAACACCACGGCACUGCAAUGCGGAAGCGGCCGUAUGCUGGACUUGGCAACUCGUCGGCCGUUCGGCCACGGCACAGCGCCGAGAACUUGCCAAGCGGCGCCAAGAGAUGAUUUGCACUGACGACCACCGCAACCGAAACCGACAACCACCACCCACCCACCGCACACCCAUUUUUCCCCGUCGUUCUCCUCUUCGUGAACAUUGAACAAUGGCUGUGCCACGAGAGGGCCGUGUAGCAGUAACCGCAUCAUGAUGAGAUCGCAGGGCCCGGCUGCUCUCCUCGCCUGGCUCUGCGCCGCGGCCAGCAGCGCCCUCGCCCAGUUGACCGUGUCGGUCUUCUUGCCGGAAUAUAGCGACUCGGACUGGGUGGCACUCCGCGGAAGUAUCCUCAGUAGUAGCCCCCUAACAACCGCCCCCCAGGACAACUCUGCGACCGCAUACACCGUGUUUUGCGCAGAGCAGGCGCCCAGCUGCCAGAUCGCGGGCGAGCUGCCCUUCGUCUUCACCGAGGGACCCCAUACGCUUGUGUACACGGGCUCUGAUCCCGGGACUCUAACGGCGGACCUCCGGUGCGAGCUAGACGGGACAACGGCGGCGACCUGCACGGGCUCAUCCUCGUUCGGCUCCAAUUACCGGGACGGCACCCUGACGGGCCCGACGCAGACCAGUUGGACCAAGACGUUCGCCGCCGCCGACGUGACGUGGGGCGUGCUGGCCCUGACCACGCCGGGGCCGCUGCCCGGUACGACCGACAUUGACGGCACCGUGGCGGCCACCGUGACCUCUUCGGGCUCGAUUCCGGAACCGACGACUUCGGGAGCGCACCGCCAGCGAAGGGUACGAGCGGGGAUGGCGGGCUCUAUGUUUAUGAUGGUGGUGGCGGUCAUGUUGGGGUUUCUCCAAUUUGGAUGACGUGACGAUAGGCGAGCGAGUCUUAAAGAGCGGGGGCUUCGGGGUUUGGGGUUGGGUAACGGGGGGGCGCUUCCGGUUGACGGUUACGGUACAACAUUCAAUUUUCCGUUUUGCUGUUUCCUUCGUUGAAGAA